UUGAACAGUAUCCGUUGCCUGCUCUCGGACAAUGUGGUUCUGGUACAGCGCGACAUCCUGGACUUCCUCGUCCUGGCCCUGCCGGUGCACGUAGCCUCCGCCGCCUCGCAGACAGAAAAUCGCCAGCACCCCCUAAAAAUUACUUCAGAUGAGAUGAGUUCUGUAGUGUGUUCGGCGCUCAGCGUGCUCCUGCGACGAGAUGCCUCCCUGAAUCGUCGUCUCUUCAUGUGGUUGCUGGGCGGCCAGAUUGUUGAGUCUCCUGACCUCGCAGAUGAUCAUCGCACCAACUGCUACACCGUCAGCAGUCCCAGCACCAAUGCCGCGAAUCCGAUCACUACUACCACAGCCAACUGCUACACCGUCAGCAGUCCCAGCACCAAUACCACCACCAAUCCCACCACAACCAAUUGCUACACCGUCACCAGUCCCAACACAAAUACCAUCAACCCCACCACCACAGCCAACUGCUACACCAUCACCAGC
Dibothriocephalus latus is the source of this 483-nucleotide messenger RNA. Lineage: Eukaryota; Metazoa; Platyhelminthes; Cestoda; Diphyllobothriidea; Diphyllobothriidae. The record is from the annotation of a GenBank genome assembly.